Pomacea canaliculata is the source of this 1371-nucleotide messenger RNA. RefSeq names its product dynein light chain roadblock-type 1-like. The coding region runs from base 110 to 400 and encodes 96 amino acids. NCBI's taxonomy places the organism in Eukaryota, Metazoa, Mollusca, Gastropoda, Architaenioglossa, Ampullariidae. The transcript is spliced from 4 exons. The record is from RefSeq and is a predicted model, not a curated record. Gene Ontology annotation, biological process: microtubule-based movement. Gene Ontology annotation, cellular component: centrosome; cytoplasm; cytoplasmic dynein complex. Gene Ontology annotation, molecular function: dynein intermediate chain binding.
CUACACCGGAAACGGUCUUGUGGCUACGCAUGCGCAGCGGUGAUAAGGCUGUACAGUGAAUUUGUCUACGAUCCUAGCAACCAUUAAACCAUAAAAGACAAUUUUCGAUAUGGCAGAAGUGGAAGAAACUGUCAAGAGAAUUGCAAGUCAUAAAGGCGUCACAGGCAUUGUCAUACUCAAUAGUGAUGGCAUUCCCAUUAAAAGCACUCUGGAUGCCCCAACUACUGUGCAACUCGCAGCCUCAAUACAAAAUCUGUGUACAAAGGGACGCAACUGUAUUCGAGAGAUGGAUCCCACCAAUGACUUGACCUUCCUUCGCUUGAGAUCAAGAAAGCAUGAAAUCAUGUGUGCACCAGAGGGCGAUUACAUGAUGGUUGUCAUUCAGAAUCCAGAAAAGUGAUGAUGGUCAAGCUUUGUAUUAGUGCUGAGAAACUUUGCGAUACCUGGGAGCAGAACUGCAGUCCUUCUAUAAGAAUGUGUGAGGGUUAUCUUGCCAGAUUUUUCAGUUCCAGAAUGUAUUAAAAAAAAAAAAUGUGGGUUUCAUGUUCAUUCUGUAUCUUAUAAUUAAAAUAGAUCACUACUGCCUGAAGUCUAUUACCAUAGUCAUCAAAUGGCUAAGCCACAUAUAUGUCACGAAGCAUUUUUUCCAUGAGGGCUAGUCCCCACUGUAUCAUCAGGCUAAUUUAUGGUAUUAAAAACUGCUGUCAUUCAUUUAAAAGUUGACCAUAGAGAUUUGAUAAUUCACAUGCAUAUCUUUACGUAUAACUUCCAUUUUUAUGUUGUGUUGUAGGGUUUGUGUUAAACUGAGCUAAAAGUAAAUAACUUACAAAAUAGCAUUGUAAUUUGUUUUCUGUGGAACUUUUUAAGUUUUUCUGUUGCUUUAAAAUUGGUAAGACGACUCAUUGCAAUUUUCAAUGUUUUGCUAGCACUUUUUGGGUUUUUUUUUUUGCUAUGAUAAAAAAGUUUUACAUAUAAGAUUAUGCUUUUUAUACACACACACAAGUGGUGAAAAAAAUUGUAAAUUCUUGUAGGUUUUGUAGAUAUAUAUAAAAAGUAGAUUCUUGAUGGCAGUUGUCCAAAACUUUUUUCAUGAGCAAUCUUCAAAUGUUACAAAUUUAAAAUGGAAAAUUAGCUUUCUUUUUCAUACUAGAGCCAGGGAAAACAUGUAUAGUCCUAAAACUAGUUUUUGUAGAUAAUCACUGAUAUUUAACUUAGGUUAUUUGUAAUUAUUGUUUUGCCCAAAUCUGUAUAUUUCUUUUUUAAAUCUCUGUAGCUGUUAUAUUUUUUUCAGGUCUUGCCUUUUCUGCUGUGAGUCUUUUAAUGUUGUUGAAAAUCAUGUACACAAUACACAAAUCUUUGAAACAUCAAAAA